GUGGCGUCGCAGGCCGCCCUGGGCAGAUAAAACCACGACUGUUGCUCGGCUUGCUUGGUGCGCAGACGGCUGUUUGUUCUCAGUGUUUACAGUAUACAAGGACUCAACAGUCAACUUCAGUGUACAUACUAACAUCUUUUCGUAAAGUAACCCACAGGACGAUGAAUGGUAAGUCAACGAACGGUUCGGUGGGGGGAAUGGCCUGUAUCGAGGGUCUGCCCCCGCUGCCGAAGAGCCUGAGCGGCUUGCUGAACUCGAGCGGCGGCUCCUGGAGAGAAAUGGAGAGGAUGUACGUGAAGAAAGCCAUGAUCCAGGACGACCUGAGCCGAGGGAGGAACAACACCGACAACCUGCUGGCCCACAAGCCGGCCAACCUCGACGCUGCUCUGGCUCUCCUGCGGAAAGAGAUGGUGGGUUUGCGUCAGCAGGACAUGUCGCUGCUGUGCCAGCUGUGGUCGCUCCACGAGUCGAUCCAGGACUACAAGGGCAGCUGCCAGGACCUGAGCGCCGCCACCAGCCUCGGCAUGAUGGACAACGUCUACUUCGAUGAGGACGAUGAGUAUUACCCGGAGCCUGGCGCCACCCCCACCGGGGAACAGCCGGAUGGAGAGGUUGGAGACGGGACGGCAACAAUGGGAGCGUCCAAGAAUGGGAGCGUCGGCAAAGACGACAGCUGGGACUCCUUUCACGUCACCAUCUGAGGCCUCGUUUUCAGCGUUUUUCUGCAGAUGGAUACAUGUUUCUGGGGUGGGGUGGGGGGGUGGGGGGGACUUGAGUCUCUGGAAACCGUUUGCUUUCCAAGAAGGAACUAGUUGGUUAGAGGUAGCCUUUAUGGGAUGCCGUUACCAGACUAGACUCCAGCUUUCAGUUCAGCUCCUCCUCAGGUGAAACAAACCCCUGCUUGUGCUGCAGAAGUGUUUUUUGUUGUUUUGUUUCUUUGCAGCGGGACCAGGAGCUUCAUCAGACUUUGGAGCUGGGUGUUUUGACAGGCCGCUUGUUGACACCCUCUCAAACUCAGGAGUUGAGAUGGAUUGUAAUCC
Messenger RNA from Anarrhichthys ocellatus (wolf-eel), 1040 nucleotides. It is a transcript of the gene fam89a, whose product is annotated as family with sequence similarity 89 member A. The record is from RefSeq and is a predicted model, not a curated record. The transcript is spliced from 2 exons. NCBI's taxonomy places the organism in Eukaryota, Metazoa, Chordata, Actinopteri, Perciformes, Anarhichadidae. The coding region runs from base 162 to 701 and encodes 179 amino acids.